UCGGUCCGUUGUGCAGCUUUAUUUUCACGCGCUGGGUUGUUGCUCGGUGUCGAUUUUGCGCGUCAACAAUAAGAAGCACGCUGCUGGAGCGACGCGUUUGAAAUGAGCGCAUUUCACUCAAUGGGAUUUUAUAUUUAGCUCGGUGAGGGACGCGCUGGAGGAGCAGCGGGGCAGCGGGGAGAGGAGACCCCCCGAUCCCACUGGUGUCCAACAUUUUGAGCCUUUUCUCUGCGUCUGCAGACCCCAAAACUUGGCGUUCAUACCGCGCUGUGCGUUAUCAGGGUGUGUGUGUGUGUGUGCGCGCGCGCGUGUGUGUGUGCGAGAGAAAAGGGGGGAAUAGCGCAAAUUUAUCUCCAGCUCCAAAAAGGGGAGAAAGAUGAUGAUGAUGGCCGGUGGCGGCGGAGCAGCGGUGGACCACAACGGGAUUUACUCCGACCUCCACAGCCUCCAGCAACCCCUCAUGGAGCCCGAUAACCCGGACUCCCGCAAACGACCGCUGGAAACUCCGGCGGAGGAGGCCGGCUGCACCAAGCGGACCAACACCGGAGAGGAGGGCGAGUACUUCCUGAAGGUGCUGAUCCCCAGCUAUGCAGCCGGCUCUAUAAUUGGCAAGGGCGGCCAGACCAUCGUACAACUGCAGAAAGAGACGGGUGCCACCAUUAAGCUGUCCAAAUCCAAAGACUUCUACCCAGGAACAACAGAACGUGUCUGUCUGAUACAGGGUACAGUCGAAGCUCUCAAUGGUGUUCACAACUUCAUUGCGGAGAAAGUCCGUGAGAUGCCCCAGAGCGCCCAGAAACCUGAACCUGUCAGCAUACUGCAGCCACAGACCACUGUGAAUCCCGACCGCGUCAAACAGGCCAAAUUGAUUGUGCCCAAUAGCACAGCUGGGCUGAUCAUUGGCAAGGGUGGAGCCACAGUGAAAGCAGUGAUGGAGCAGUCAGGGGCUUGGGUGCAACUCUCCCAGAAGCCAGAGGGCAUCAACCUCCAGGAGCGAGUGGUAACCAUCAGUGGGGAGCCUGAACAGAACCGAAAGGCUGUGGAGAUCAUAGUGCAGAAGAUCCAGGAGGACCCUCAGAGCAGCAGCUGUCUCAACAUCAGCUAUUCUAACGUCUCGGGUCCAGUGGCCAACUCCAACCCCACUGGCUCCCCCUACGCCAACACGGCUGAGGUCCUGCCCAACGCGGCCGCAGCAGCUGCCACUGCCUCCAGUCUUCUGGGUCAGGCCGGCUUGACGGGAAUGGGUGCCUUCCCCGCCGCCAUGUCUAGCUUCUCUGGCAAUGACCUGUUGGCCAUCACCUCAGCCCUCAAUACAUUGGCCAGCUAUGGCUACAACACUAACACCCUUGGCCUAGGCCUCAACCCUGCAGCUGCCUCUGGGGUUCUUGCUGCAGUAGCAGCUAGUGCUAACCCAGCUGCUGCUGCUGCAGCUAACCUGCUGGCCUCCUAUGCUAGCGAUGCCUCCAGCAGUGGCCACCCUGCUGCAGGCCUUGGUGGGUUCUCCCUGGGUUCUCUAGCAGCUGCUACAGGGGCUUCCAAUGGUUACCUAAAUGCCUCUUCCCCGCUGAUGGCCUCCUCUCUACUGGCAACAGAGAAGCUGGGAGAUGGGGCCAAGGACGUGGUUGAGAUUGCUGUUCCUGAGAAUCUGGUUGGUGCAAUUUUGGGGAAAGGAGGGAAAACGCUGGUCGAGUACCAGGAGCUAACAGGAGCCCGAAUCCAGAUCUCCAAAAAGGGAGAGUUCAUUCCUGGUACUCGGAACCGUAAAGUUACCAUAACAGGGUCGCCAGCCGCUACACAAGCAGCGCAGUAUCUGAUCAGCCAGAGGAUCACGUACGAGCAGGGUGUGCGUGCUACCAACCCACAAAAGGUGGGCUAAAAGGAAAAAGAAGAGGAAAGAAGGAAAGGAUGAAGACAGAGAUAGAAGGGAAUUGAGAGGGCCACGAUGAAUAGAAAAAAGAAAUGUCCAAAUAUCUGUUCAAUAUUUCAGUAUCAAAUGAGAGAAUCACAAAGGAGGAGGUGGGGGAGACAACCAAGAUAAGUGUGUGUGAUAUGUGAAUGUGUUUUAAGGACUGACGUCCUGAUGUUUUUUAAAAGUUCGUGUCGAGUCCUUUUGAUGAUGGUGAUCAGAGUAAGCUGAACUGGUCCACUGCCAAGCUGCAGAUUCAAGGGUGAGGCCGCAGGGUUUCACCCUCCUCAAAAACCUCAUAGCUGUUUUAUUUUCCAUUUUUUGUUUGGUUUUGUUGGUUUUAAUUUCAGUUGCAAACCUCAGCUCCCGGCGAGUUGAGCGGGUCAGAUGAAGUUCCAGCUAAUAGAGCUGUUCUACAAACCUUGCUCUUUGUAUACAGUGCAGAAGGCAUUGUUAACAGGGGACAGGUUUUAUGACAAGCACCUGUCAUCUCAAUCUAUGGGGAAGCAAUCUGAGUAUAUUCAUGUCUACUUUCACAUAUGUUGAAUUCUGGCUCAUAUCAUGAUUGACGUUUCUAAAUUUGGGUAUUUUAUAUUUUCAUCCUUUAUUUAUUGACAUGGUCUCAUUCAAACACAAAUAGAUUAUUUAAACCUGUGAAUGCAGGUUGAUCUGAAUGUAAAAACAAUUUUAGCCUGAUGCUAUUUUUUAUUUACAGGGAUCAAACAUUGUGUUGCAGUGAAAGAAAUGUAUAACUCAAACCCAGGCUGAACUUCACUGUUGCUGUCUGCAAGAAUAGUUCAGGGGUUAAAUAAUCAAUGUGAGAGGAUAGAGGAGACACACAGGAAUGUAUAAAUAUAUUUUACAUGAACUUACAUAGAUAAUGCUCCCACAAAUGCACAAACACUGAAACAUAUUUGCAUAUUCAGCCACAGCUACAAACACAGAAAUGUGUUUGUUGUUUAACCCUUUCUUGGUGCUAUAGGAUUAGGUUUUUAUCUCCUUAAACAUGAACUCAAAAUCUCUCUGGCGACCAAUCUCUUUACUUGAUUAGACAAAUACGCUGAUGUAUCAUCCAGCCAUUAGUAGCCCAUUGGAUCUGACCCAGCCUCUCACCCAGUGAAAAAGAACUGAUUUCAGCGUUUCAUGAUGGAAAGCAAUCCAGUCUCCAUCUACACUCCCAAGGCAGGUCUUCUUUUUUCCAAAAAUUGGCCAUUCUCUAGAUUUUACCUGACAGUGUUUUGCCUCAGUCGCACAUUUGUAACCCAAGAGGAAUAACUUAAAGCUCAGUCUACCUUGAUGCAGUGUCUAACCAGUUUAGUUCACAAAGGGAACAAAGCACUACAAAAGCAUUUUGUUAAGAAAAGCUGUAUGAACCAAUAUCUGUGAACAAAGAAGCGAUUGCCUUUACAUUAAGGGUACCAAAUAGUCAAAAGACAUGAACUAAUGAAAGGGAAGUAGACUGACACUUGAAAAGAAGGUUUGGGCUCAUUUUUUCUUUGAGCCAUCCUUCCCAAUUUGCAUCAAGACAUAAAAAAACUACAACUGUAGUUCAUGCCUGUUAUCGUCCCCGAAACAUGUUAUCGCUCACUAACUUCAUGUGGCGCACAUAUUAAAACAUAGCAAAAUGUUGUGGCAUCAUUGUCUGUUAUUGGCAAUUGUUUGUCUAAUGCAGGGAGGCAAAUUAUCUAGAGCAUUUACAAGCACGCAAAGAUUACCUUGGCUUCCCUCUGUGCUGCUAUCCAUGGUGUUCAUCCUGAGUACACUGGGUCUCUGAAGACUGCACUGUGAGACAUUACGAACACAAUGUAAAGCGUGUCUGUCCCUGCAUGGGAUGUGAGUAUAUUUUAAUGUGCACAUCUGUGUCACAUACACAAGACGUACCUAUACUGACAAAAGGGAUAUCACCACAAGAGCAUUCUCACUCCGACGUCUUGUGAUGUUUUUGUUUACUAGUACUAACGCACUGCAUUUAAAUUCUGAUCAGAGAACCACAAAUUAGCCCCCAACCACAUUUUCAUGCACUGUUAUUCUCCAGCCCUAUUGCGUCCACUUCCGACACUGUAUCGAGACAUCUUUCAAUUCUCCCCAUCAACCCAAGCUCUAUGAUCAGCUUCCUGAGUACACGGCUGUGAGGGUUGGUGCUGAGUAGAGUCCAAGAAAAUCAGAACCACUCCCAUUUUUUGGAAAAUCUUAUGAAUAGCCUUGUCUCUUUUCAUUUUCACAAUUCAUGUUUGAAUUUAAAUGGAUUUGCAAGUGUUUGAAACCACUCUUUGUGUCUGAACAUUGUGCGUGGCAAUUGCAAAAGUAAGCCUUUCUUCCUAACUGAAAUCUUUCCUUUCACUUCAUGUCUAAAAGGCUUCACAGUCAUCCAUAACUACAAUGUGGCCACUAGAGAAAUCUUAGCGUAAGAUAACCUUUUACUGCCCAAGAUUUUAAGCAUAUAAUAGGAUACAAGCACAAAACAAGGGGGUGUUUUAUCAAUGCAACUGGACUGCUUGCCUGAUCAAUACUGAUCAAUACGUUGUGCCAAAUACUAUUUCUCUCUGCCCCUCAUUAGCUUUCCUCUUUCUCUCAACAUUUUAUUCCCCUGCAUGUUGCCGUUUCUCGCCGUUCUGAAAAUUCCUCCUGUGUCCUAAUCCCUGUCUGUGCUUCUUCCUACGCCGUGCUCUCCCCCUCUUUCUCCUUCCUCCUGUCUUGUCUUCUCAUGGGCGGUGUGUCGGGUGUGCUGCUGGUGGGAGUUAUGCACUAUAGGUCAUAAGGGUAUGAAAAUAUUUUCCCAGGCCGCAGGAGUUCACAAGGCUAAAAUGCACAGAAAACACCUGCCUCCAAAACUGUGACACCCACCAAACCAACCAGCAACAUUAGUAUCAAAUUCCCUCUAUAAGAAGAACAAGUAGGAUUUAGGAAGGUUUAGACUGUGAAUUAUGGCCUUUUAAGGAAAGAGAAAGUGUUGUUUUUUUUCCAGAAGAAGGUAAAUCUUGGUUGAAUAAAUAUUCAUAUGUUGGCUGAACAAACUGAGCUCAAGCCUCAGCCUCUAAACAAAGCAUAGAACGGACAGAAUGCAUUAGAUAGCGAGUGUAAGGUGGGAACUCGUUUGUGACCUCAAGCCGAAACAAUGACAUCCUUUAUGCAUAUCCUCUUAUCUGAAAAUGACUAGAAUCCAUUUCUGUGGAAUACAAUAUGUCAUGUCAUAUGAUCUAUAUGUACUUUAUUGUAGCUAUUCUAGUUUGUAGUCCAAAUGCAGUCCAGCGUUGUCGAUACAAUGUGAACUAUGUUAUAUUUGUGUGGAUGAUGAGAGUGCCAACUAAGCCUGAUUAAGAUUAGCUUCGCGAUUUGUUUGUGCAUUAUGAUGACUCAUCAUCAGCCGGUGGUGUCCAUAUUUCUGUCAUUGAUGAUUUAGUUUGACAGUAAGAAAAUGUAAAGAAUAUUGGAAGCAAUAUAGUAGCAUGUUGUCCUGUUUUGUGUUUUAUGUCUGUUGUAUGAACCUUUGAAAUUACUAAGAUUUUGAAUGAAUAGGUUUACAUGUACUUUUUGUAAGUUAUGAAAAUGCUGCUAUUUGAUAAGUAAACUAUACAAAAAUAUUUUAGUUGAAAAAAAUGUCUGGUCUGUUUAGAAACAUGCUCCACAAGGCUGGAGCAUAAAACGAGGUGUAUAGAAUACUAUACAGUAUUGGUAAGAUAGUAAAAGUAAUAAUAGACUCCAUAGUACAACCUGUGCCAAACUAGACCUCUGCAGCUUCUGAAAUUGUAGAUGUGCGAUCAAAUGUUAGAUAUCAAUAACUUGUUUAGAAGUGCUGAUCAAGUGCCAAUCAAACACUGUCUUUUAAGUUAAGAAAAGAUAAUCAAAUACAUUACUUAAGAAAACAAAGGACAAAGAACUUUUUGUGCAUUGUUUUAUCCCAUAGGUACAUAGACUAAGAGUUAAAGAUUGUGAUUUUUAUGGAUCCAUGUUGUUUUACACUCCAUGCAUCCCUUGUGUGUUUGUUUGACCUGUGGCUUAAGUACUGCUGUUUUCUCACAAAUGUCUCUAUAGGCCAGCAUGGACUAAGCAUAACAUGUUAUAAGCAUUCAUAACAUAACAUUAACAAUCAAAAAUGUGUUUGUGGAGUUAGGUGUUAUCUUUUUGCACGUCUUCUAUUGCAUGGUAUCAAAGUAAAUUAUGGAGGAAAAAAAUUACAAAAAUUUGCGAGGUGUUCUCGCAACAUUCAGACAUAACACUGCAUGCAGUCAAAUGUAAAGCACUUAAGUUUUUCUCGCCUCAUGUUU
This is a messenger RNA of Paralichthys olivaceus (Japanese flounder), 6171 nucleotides long. RefSeq names its product RNA-binding protein Nova-1. The record is from RefSeq and is a predicted model, not a curated record. Gene Ontology annotation, cellular component: cytoplasm; nucleus. Gene Ontology annotation, biological process: mRNA splicing, via spliceosome; regulation of alternative mRNA splicing, via spliceosome. Gene Ontology annotation, molecular function: mRNA binding. Lineage: Eukaryota; Metazoa; Chordata; Actinopteri; Pleuronectiformes; Paralichthyidae.